AUGCCUGCACACGACACACACACACACACAGCACACACUCCUGACACGCAGCACGCGCUGGGAAAAGGAGGAGAGGAAAGGGCGCUAACCAGCCCUGCCGUCUUGUGGCCCUGGCGAUCGCACGGCAUCGCAUCGCGUGGUAACACUGCUAAACGGCGGUGGCCGGGGGUGGUGAUUAAGCAGUCCUUUGCGCCCGCCCGGCCCCGCGAAUGA
Messenger RNA from Colletotrichum aenigma, 213 nucleotides. RefSeq lists its product as uncharacterized. The transcript is spliced from 2 exons. The record is from RefSeq and is a predicted model, not a curated record. Lineage: Eukaryota; Fungi; Ascomycota; Sordariomycetes; Glomerellales; Glomerellaceae. Bases 1 to 213 code for a protein of 70 amino acids.